AGGUAAAAGUCCCAAGCCGCCUCUGCCACUCCGGCGGCAGCAGCAGCGCCGCCGCGCAGGUCGCCGCCGCCCCCAACCUGGCCAUGUCGCCACGGCGCAUCCUCCCAGCUCCCCCACCUCGCAUCCUCUUUGCUUACUGGGUUCUUCCUCUCCGUCGUCGCCGCGUGGUGCCGGGGUGCCGCCUGCCGGCUUGGUGACACUCAGCGGCCCAACCUCCAGAAGUUUGUGUUGUAGACUUGGUGCUUCAUUAUUUGCAUUCCUGGAUGCUUGAUGUAUGAUACACACGCAGACUGGCAUUGAUUCCAAAUGAUGGCAAUAAGAUUGGAAGAACACGUAUCUCUGAUUUCCAAAACUCUUCCUUUCAUUCAACACAAGGCUAUGUCCUCAUAUUCAACUGGUCAUGGCCACAGGCCCAAGAAGAAGCUUUAUCACCGUGAACCUGGCCUUGACAAGGCCAUGGACCUCCAAAAGAAGCCUGCUCUCCUCCUUCGUCUUCGGGAGCUCAUCUUGUCCCAAAAGACAAAUUCCAUCCUUAUACGUUAUCUUGAAAAGGAGGUUGGCUUUGUCCAAAAAUGGAACUUCCUUUCACUUAUCAAGCGGCAUCCAAACAUCUUCUUCGUCUCUGGUGGUAGUGCCUCCCGUGAGCCAAUUUCAGUUACGCUCACUGAGAAGGCCAAAAAGAUAUCCAGUGAGGAGACCCUAGCACGAGAACUAAUGGAGCCAAUCUUGGUGAAAAAUCUAAGGAAGCUACUAAUGAUGUCUUUGGACUGCCAGAUUCCUAUAGAGAAGAUUGAACUCAUCCAAUCUGAAUUGGGUUUACCCAAGAACUUCAAGAGCAACUUGAUUCCGAGAUACCCUGAACUAUUUUCAGUUCGCGAGGUGAAGGGAUUGGACCAUUUGUGUUUGGAGAGUUGGGAUUCUUCACUGGCUGUCACAGCCCGAGAAGAAAAAUUGAAUUUUGAUGGAUUCCAUAUGGACUGUAGAGGGAUUCCUAAAGAUGGAAAUGUCUUUGGUCCUUUUGCUUUCAAGUUGAAGUAUCCAGCAGGAUUUAGGCCAAAUCGGAAGUAUCUUGAGGAGGUUGUCAGGUGGCAGAAGUUGGCAUUUCCAUCACCUUAUCUGAAUGCUAGGCGUGUGGAGCCUGCAACACCACAGGCUCGGAAGCGAGCGGUUGCUGUUAUGCAUGAGAUUUUGAGCUUGACAAUGGAGAGACGAUUGACAUCUGAUUAGCUAGAAGUCUUCCAUAAUGAGUACAGGCUGCCAUGUAAGCUACUUCUGUGUUUAAUAAAAAAUCAUGGGAUAUUCUAUAUCACUAAUAAGGGAGCAAGGAGCACUGUCUUCCUCAAGGAAGCCUAUGAUGAUAGUAAACUUAUUGAGAAGUGUCCUCUAUUGAAAUUCCAUGAUCAAUUUGCCUCUCUGAUCGGCCAAACAUGCUCCGAUUCAAAUGAUGUAUUGCCAGCAUAAUGGGAGCAAUAAUUUACAAGCGAGAGAGACAAAUCACAAUGUGGCAUGUGGCUGGCUGAUUCACCCUUUAGUUUCUACUCAGGCCAGUGCAAACAUGACUCAUUUGCAUGCGACCAACCAUGCAAGUCCUCUGUGUGAUGGAUGCUUUAUUCAGCUUCAAGUUUUGCAUGAAAUUUGGGACCCCAGAAAUCAAGUGGCAGCUCAGAUCUCAGCAGACAAGGCAUUGGUUGUUGUACUGAAGGACAUAUGUUCAAUUCCUACAAUUGGGGCAUUCAACUGUUGAAGAUAUUACGUUGUGCUCAUGCGAUUGUAGUUGACGUCUCCAUAAUCUACAGAGACAAAUGUUGAGUGGAGGAAACACCAAGUAUUGUUAACUACCAGAGAAAAAUGGCCUUUCAAUUACCGUAUAAUCUUUGUCCAGCAGGAACAGAUUGGUAAAAUGGGUUUUAAUGACUGUCUGAAAGCUUUUAGAUUAACUAGUUGCUUGGUAAUGAAUAAUAAUAAGAGAUGAAAUUGGUGGACACUCAUUGCUGUUGAUCUGGGACCAUAUCCUAAACAUGGGAAGCUUUAUUAAUGGCCAUGGCAAUUCCUGCAACAGGCUAAUAACAGUCACAAGUUUGCAUCCCUUUCACACCUCCACGCUAUCUUGAGUAUGUUCUGAUAUUUGCACAUCAAAGUGCUUGUCCACAUAGAAUUAUUGGUGGGAGAUGCAUUAAGGAUGUUUACCAAUAGUUGCUUGCAACACAAAAUCAACCUGUAUGUAGGUGGGAUCCAUUGAGAUAACCAGAUGAACAUAUGCUAAGUAAAGAUGGACCGACAAAAUUAUGGGUGGCCUGGACACAUUGAAGUGAAAUGAGGCCAACUGGCUGCUCCUCAAUUAUAACCCAUGAAAGUGAGGAGCAUACCCAGGAGCAGUGAUUGGGACCAGAUUCUGCAGACACUAAGAGAGCACCUAUAAAUGAUAGUAGUGGUCAUGAUCCUGGUCAGAUGCACUAAAAGCUAGAUUUGGAUGGGUGUUAGUGGCUGUUAGUUUAGGCAGGUCUAUCCUCAAGUCAUACAAAUACAGUGGAUGGAGACUAGAGGCCGGCCCUUUUCUGAUCCUGUUUAUUUUUUCUGACUGGCGCCUAGCAAGCAAAGAAUCCUGAUUCGAACAUCACAGCCUGCUUGGCCAUCGCCAUCCCUGGUUCUGGACAAAAUGUUUGGACUAUGUAUCAGCGUCAUGUUUGAGUCUCAUUUCUUCCUACUCCUGCCUAGCCUCUAGUAGCAAGUCAUUUUUAUACUUGUCUCAUCUGAAGAAAGUAAUGUGUGCAUUUGAUAUAUCCAGUGCAGGGGGGUCCAUCUUGGCGUAGCCGUGGGUGGUGUGGUUGGUUCAGAUUUCACAAUCUUGGCAUACAUAUCAAAGGCAGACUAUUCUACGCUUCAGGAAUAAAGGGGAGGAGAUAAUCCCAGCUGAUUACUCAAGAAACGAUUUUAUUCCAAGUCAAUCAGAGUGAGCAUCUCAAGGAGCUGAAUCAUUCUAGCUUUUACCCCACCACCAAACCCACAAAACCGGUCAUCAAUUUAGGCAGGGAGGCAGGCAGGGCUGCAUCGUGGGAAUGAUAGCGUGGGGGGAGUACUGCAGGUCUUUGUACUCCUUGUCUGCUGUGCUGCCGGUUGAUGGAUUGGAAGCCACACCUGCUGCUGCUAUUGCUAACGCUUAGCUGCAUCUUUCAGUCUUUCGGCCAACAAUUUUUUUUGCUUUGUUGCCAUCCGUUUUUGGUCCCUGUUUCUUUUGCUCCCUUCAGCAUCAAUCCACCUCACACGUUCACCGCCCCUCGCUACCUCUUCUACUACCAUUCGACGCACACCUCAGAAAACAAAUCGUCAUUUUUCUUUUUUUUUUUUUGCCUUUUGUUAAAGAAAUUGACUGCUAAUGCUAGGUUGCUAUCCUCUGAGCCAUAAUUCAUUCUGAAGAAAGUAUAUGUAAAUUAUUGGAUCCACAAAUCAUAUAUAAUAUUUAGAAAGAACAUAUACAAUUCGCUCUUCUUAA
Molecule: messenger RNA, 3490 nt
Organism: Oryza sativa Japonica Group (Japanese rice)
Lineage: Eukaryota; Viridiplantae; Streptophyta; Magnoliopsida; Poales; Poaceae
Source: RefSeq, a predicted model, not a curated record